Messenger RNA from Fonsecaea erecta, 2064 nucleotides. RefSeq lists its product as hypothetical. The record is from RefSeq and is a predicted model, not a curated record. NCBI's taxonomy places the organism in Eukaryota, Fungi, Ascomycota, Eurotiomycetes, Chaetothyriales, Herpotrichiellaceae. The transcript has 9 exons. The coding region runs from base 1 to 2064 and encodes 687 amino acids.
AUGCCUCGAACAGAUGUCUCGUUCAAGACCUCCGACGGCGUGACCCUUCGCGGCUGGUUCUUCACCCCUCCGCCCACCGCCAGCGGCUCUUCAACGGGAAUUAAACUCCCAUGCUUGAUUCUGACCCACGGCUUGUCGUGCAUCAAGGAAAUGGGCCUGUCGGAGCUCGCCACCAAGUUCUCCGAGGAAUUAAACAUGACCUGCCUCGUGUACGACCAUCGAGGAUUCGGGACCUCAGACACCGCCCCAGGUCAACCUCGGCAAGAGGUCAUAACCUGGUUGCAGACCAGCGAUAUGCGGGACGCCAUCACAUACGUGCAAGGCAGGGAGGACGUCGACCGGUCGAAGGUCGCGCUGUGGGGGUAUUCCCUCUCCGCGGCCGAGGCUGUGUACGUUGCGGCGAUCGAUCGACGGGUGACAGCGGUGAUCGCGCUGGGACCGGGGAUGGACGGCACCGAGAUCGUGAGAAGGAUGGCUCCGCCUCACGCCAUGUUGGCCAUGCAGGGUCUGUUUGAGAUGGAGCGUCUGGCCCGUGCCGAUGGCAAGGAUCCGACCAGGGUGCCGGUGGUGAGCAACGAGCCCGGCGUGCAGGCGACGUUGCCGAGCCAGGAGUCGUGGGACUUCUUCUCCAAGUGGGCGACAAACGGAUCAACCUGGAAGAAUGAGUUGACAGUACGAAGCCUCGAGGACGUCUCAACCUUUGCACUGCCCAUUUCACAUCUCGACAAGGUGACUCCAACGCCCGUCCUCUUCGAAGUGGGCGCGAGGGAUACCAACAGUCCCCCCGACAUGUCCAUGAGGUGGUACGCGAAGCUGAGCGAGCCAAAGGAAGUGGUUCUGGUGGAUGCGGAUCAUUACCAGUUGAUGGUCGAUGGGAAGUUCCAGGAGACUUCUGCCGAUGCAGAUGCGUUUCUCAAGACUCGGCCGGAGCAGGGUGUGCACUUCGCAAAACGGGAUCUCUUCCAGGACAACAAACACCUGAGGGACCAUAUGUGCACCGAUUGGGCAUACCCGUCAAUGCUGUGGGAAAAGAUCUGCCGCGAAGCUAACGGCUAUGCGGGCAGUGCACGCAGCUUCGACGGACACCAACAGACGCGGGUGGACACCUCGUGGUUCCAGUUUCUGAUCAAGCAGUUGAAACCCAGGGCGAAUGCUUCCCAGCAAACAUACGACUACCAUUGGUACGAGAUGGGCUUCUUCAUAUACGCUCUAGCCAGCGGAGCCGCGGUGGCUUUCUGCUUCGACACACCGCAAGUAUUCCAGGUCGAGCUCCUGGAUUCACUGAACUCGGGGGAGAGCAAUCCGCCAAAGGAGGCUAUGGCCUUUCUGCAGUGCGCGAUUGUCAUUGAGGUAUCGCGGCUGUACGACUUCUCGGUCUGGUCUCUGAGAGAUCAGAUCAGGGCGAUUGAAAAGAAACGAUCGGACGCUCGCUACGUCGACUCGUCCAUCGAUUUCGCUCAGUUACACGACCUCGCUCGACACACCAUCCACACUUGCGAAGUUCUGGCCGUGGCUGCCGACACUCUCACAACGCUGCUGGGUGACUACCGUUCAAGUUCUGGUAGAAUCUGUGAGUGUUCCUUUGGGCCACGGGAGAAGCCAGACUGUCCUCACAACAAGAUGUGGUUUUGGUUGGGACUGCUCCAGAACUUUGGGCGACGAGCGAAAUCUCUCAACGACAGACUGUCCAACGAAAUCAACCUGGGUUUCAACCUCGUCGUGCAACGGGACACGCAAGAGACAGUCACGAUCAGCAGGAUGACGGUCGACAUCAGCAGCGCGGCAAGGGGCGACAGUGCCUCGAUGAAGACGAUUUCUGUGGUCACGCUUGCGUUCCUGCCGGCCACAUUUGUCUGCACCAUCUUCAGCAUGAGCUUCUUCACACUCAACGUGGACGAUUCGACAGGCGAGAAACACUGGCUGAUUUCGGAGUAUUUCUGGAUUUACUGGGUCAUCACCGUGCCGCUGACGGUCUUGACCUUGAUCUGCUGGUGGCUUGGGCAACGCAAGGAGGACAGGCGUGAAGAGAAGAAACGGCUGACUUGGAAAUCUGCAACCUUAUAG